Molecule: messenger RNA, 3996 nt
Organism: Kalmanozyma brasiliensis GHG001
Lineage: Eukaryota; Fungi; Basidiomycota; Ustilaginomycetes; Ustilaginales
Exons: 1
Coding region: 1-3996 (1331 amino acids)
Source: RefSeq, a predicted model, not a curated record
AUGUCGACUUCGCUCCAGGACCACCCCUAUCAGCCUCAUUCUGGCGCCUCUAGAGACCGCACAGUCACUCUCAAACCCACAUCGUCAAAGCCAGCACCGAUUCGAUCCAGCCCUCGUAGUCGGUCUCCUCGAUCGUCAAGGUCUAGAGCAACACCUACACCUACUUCUGACUCCCCUCUUUCCGAAUCUUCUCAACCAAGACCGGCCCAACUAGGUUCCGAGCUCUUUGAUGCCAUCGUCCAGUCCGCCAAUCCCAGACAUCCACAGUAUGCUGCCUGGCAUGACAAACACAGCUCCUCCUCUUCUCGAUCGUCUCGUGCUUCCGGAUCCAGUAGUCUGAUCCUCGACAAUGUAGCCACCUCGUCGCCUGCCACGCCAUCUUCUCACAGAUCGUUCGACCCCUCGGAACCCUCGGCACGCAAGAAGCAUGCAGCACGCAUGGCAAGGGACGGCUAUUCGGCCUAUCGCCAAGCCCACGAGGCGGCAGGGUCGGACGCCGACGAUCCGAUGCCCACGGAAGGACGUUUCACACCCGUGCGAGCCUCCUUUGAAGGCUCCGUGCGAUCCUACUGCUCUUCGAAUGUCACCAGCACGAGUCAAAGGCGUCGCGAUCGUAGGAUGCGAGAGAGACCUAAGCCGCUCUUGCCUCCUGUCCCGCCUCCGAGAAUCACGAGCUCUACCAACUGGCAAUCGGUUCAGGCUUCUGCUUCCAUGUACGACCUCGCCAGUUCGCUGCCGCGUGUCCCAGCUCAUCCUGCUGCUCCGGCCAGCGCCGGAGAUCAUCGCGAUCGCCGCUUUGCGCAAGCUUCGUCCCGACACAUGGUUGCAUCUCCGUCUGCGCCAGCAGUGCUUCGCAUGGCGCACCCGUAUGCUUCGGCUGUGACAUUGCCUCAGCUGCACGAACAAGACCCUGGACCGGCGUCAUCACCGUUGAACACCUAUCGCACUCAUCAGCCAGCCUCUGCACCCGCGGUUCCGCCAAAGAACGUCGCUCGCAGCAGUCAUGCGACAGCAGCAUUCGUUGCACAAGUGACCGCCUCGGCGCUGACGAGCCCAGACCUCAGGACCACAGCUAUCGAUCAGAGCCGGGGCACCCUGCGUCAAGUCGAUCCUAGCGUCUUUCCGAUGCGCCGCGAUGACGAGUUCCGCAACAACGAGUUCGAGAUGUCGGACGAUUCCGAGCUCGAAGGCGGUCUAGUGGGAUCGCAGCCACCGCUCUCCAGCUUCAGACAGACUUCGUUCGUCUCAGGUUCUGCCGCGGAGAAGCGCCCUGGCAAGUUCCGGCGCAGUCUCGACUCGGUCAUCUCUCCUUUCCGUGCGGGUCUGCUCAACAGCACUCCAUCCCAUAAUGUUCGCAUCGAACCAACGAAGAGCAGUGUCACGGGCUCGGUCCAGAACGACGAGCCGGUGGCCCAGGGUCGACGCAGCUUCUCGGACUCGCGCUUUGUGAGACCCUUCCUUCCUCGCCCGCGUGCUGCUACCAUCGGCCGGCAGACACGCCCGCUGAGCAAGGUCAUCGAUCAACCCGAGGAGGACUUUGUCGAUCCUUCGCGUCCCAACGAUGCUCAAUCCCACCAGGACGACCCACACGACCCAAGCCCUAUCCGCAUCCGCGAUCAAACCGUCGUCGCUAUCGCAAGCGAGUCUCAGCCCGCAGUGCCGAUGCUGGCCAGCGCACAACGCACCGCUAGCAUCUACAGUCAUUCCACGAGCAAUCAUCACAGCAUGUCUAGCCCCCUGGACGCCGCUGCAUCCUCGCAUCAACGAUCGCGUGGCAAGUUUGGCGGCUUCAUGGACAAGUUCAAAGGCUCUCGAGCGUCCAAGGCGUCAUCCACUAUUCCAGUGCGGGAGUCCACGCCACAGGCAUUGCCCACGUCUCAAUCAUUGUAUUCAGAUUACCGAGGAGCAUCUCUUGCACCUGCGAUCUCAGCAUCACCGUCCGUGGCUGUCGCCUCUCUACCUUCCAUCACCGGUAAACCGGCAGAGCGAGGCUUGCGAAGUCGUGUCAAGUCCUUCACUUCGCUUUCAUCGUCUCGGAGCAAGAAAGAGGCCGCCGAUGUGCCUGCCAUCCCAGCGAUCCCGCCCAACUUUGCCGCACCGACGGAGAGCUCGACGACACAUUCCGCGUUGGAAGCAUCGCUCCGAGCACCCGUAGCACCCACCUUCGCUUCCACCCCAUCUUCGUUGAAACUCGGAAAGCUCUUGCGACGGAGGAAGGUCAAUGACGGUGUCGACAAGGUUGUUGACAGUCCGCCUGUCUCAUCUUCGAGCACAUCAUCCUUGAAGCCGAUGGCCGAAGCGAUGCCGAGGCCAUCGAUGUCUUCCGCUAAGGGCUUCGAUCUUGCCGAGCCAGCGGGCACGUCAGCGAAUGUAGCGCAAUCGCGCGUCACUAUCCGCAAGACCUUGAGCCCUGCUCUCCUACGGGACACGCCUCAGUCAAGCAUCGACGCCGCCUUCGGAGCAGCCCAACCUUUCUCGCCGGAUCGCCCUGCUGUUCACUCGAGCAACGAUAGCAACACAGUUGAUCAACUUGAGGUUCCAGAGGCAACCGAUCACGAUCAGGCAGAGGAGCUGGGUUCAAGCGCUGUGGACCAGCAUCGUUCACAGCCGCCGCGAUCUCGCCGGCCGCCUCGCGCCACCUCUCGGGUCGACCGGCUAUCGCGUGUGGAGGAGCUCAGUGAGCGUCUCUCCUACAUUGCCGAGCCGAAGGAGUCCACCCAGUCCCAGGACUCAGCUCUCGCGACCCACGACUCGCCAUCCUCCCACUACCCUCGCUCCUUCGGUGAGCACCGGUUCCAGCGCAACAACCACCGCGAGCAGACUCUGCCGCAAAGACUCGAGUUGGCUGUUACAGAGGAGGAACGGCCGCAGGAGGUUGGUCACAUUGCGCAGCGGGCCGCUGGGAGCGUGGGACAGGCGGGUGUCUCGGAGGACGACGGAAUGGAAUGGGUGGCCUCGACUAAGUCGGCCGGCCUCAAGCCAUCAACCGAAGCUCCCUGUGUCCCGGCUCCAAGGACUCCAAUCACUCCCAGCCUCGUCAGCCAGUUGACACCAACAUGGCGCUCGGCGAGCUCCAGUGCUCCGGCAUCGGCAAGGACCUCGUUCUCGCAGGAUCGAGAUCGAGCUCCCGUCGCAAGUCCAAUCAGUCCGCCCUUGCCGGCAAAGCGCAGCGUGGCACAAGCCAUCAAGAAUCUGGGCAUCAAGAACCCGACCAAGAAGGGCGGCAAAGGCAUUGGUCCCAACGACGUCAUCGUCCUAGGUUUUGACCACGACCGGGAAGAGGGCGACUUGAGCCAAGAGAUGAGCUCGCGACCGUUGGUCUCCGUCGAGUCGAGGUCCUCCUUCGGUGGCGGCGCAAGACCUUCGUUCAGCGCUUUGGCAAGGCCUAGCUUCAGCACGGCUCGACCAAGCCUUGAUGCGACACGCAGCAACAGCCUGAUGGCAGCCGAGCUGGCCACCAAGCAGCUGGAAGCCGAGGCGAUCGCAAUGAUGCAAAGCCCGUUCAUCCCGUCGUCCGGCAGUGAGGGGCUGAGCGAACAAGCGCCUACUGCGUCGCCGCUCAGAGGGCUCGCAGGUAGCCUCGGAAAGACGAGCGAACCAGCGGGUCUCGGCCUCGACGCCGGGCCAUACCCUGACACCCUACCCUCCCGCAAGAGCGAAAGCAUGGACAUCUCCGGCAGCACCUCGGAAGGCACUUUCACCACCCAAGGCAUCCAGACGCCGGACAACAUGUCGCUGUCUCACAGCUACAUGUCGCAGCUGCCCGCCCGAUCGGACUGGACGACGGGUGCCACGACGCCGCUCGCGGGCCGAGCGAGCUUCGAUACGGGCUCGCAGAUGACGGUGGCGCUCAAGUCGCCGGAGCAGCUGGCAUUCGAGGAUAUGCUGGGUCGGUUCCCGCAACAGCAGAAGAGCUUGCUGCAGGAUAUCUCGGCUCGAGUGGGCAAGACGCCCGUGCUGGGAUCGGCCGGAUGGACUAGUAGGGAGGAUCUAUAG